Vigna angularis (adzuki bean) is the source of this 1270-nucleotide messenger RNA. Its product is annotated as senescence-specific cysteine protease SAG39. The transcript has 2 exons. The record is from RefSeq and is a predicted model, not a curated record. Gene Ontology annotation, cellular component: lysosome. Gene Ontology annotation, molecular function: cysteine-type endopeptidase activity. NCBI's taxonomy places the organism in Eukaryota, Viridiplantae, Streptophyta, Magnoliopsida, Fabales, Fabaceae. Bases 27 to 1058 code for a protein of 343 amino acids.
UCAUCAACAAACAAGAACAAGCUAGCAUGAUUGCAAAAAAUCAGUUCUAUCAUAUUUUAUUGACAUUGCUUUUCUGCAUGGGAUUCUCGGGUUUCCGAGUCACAUGUCGCACCCUCCAAGAUGUCUCCAUGUAUGAGAGGCAUGAAAAGUGGAUGACCGGUUAUGGCAUAGUGUAUAAGGACCAUGAGGAAAGGGAAAAGCGUUUCAGAAUAUUCAAAGAAAAUGUGAAUUACAUUGAAGCCUCCAACAAUGCUGCCAAUAAAUCUUACCUACUAGGCACUAAUCAAUUUGCAGACCUCACCAACGAGGAGUUCAUAGCACGCAGAAAUAGGUUCAAGAGGCACAUGUUUUCCUCAAUCAUAAGGUCAACCACUUUCAAGUAUGAAAAUGUGACUGCAAUUCCUUCUGCAGUGGACUGGAGGAAAAAGGGUGCAGUUACACCCGUCAAGAACCAAGGUCAAUGUGCAUGUUGUUGGGCGUUUUCCGCGGUUGCAGCAACUGAAGGAAUUCACGCACUCACUACUGGGAAACUGAUCUCUUUAUCUGAACAAGAACUUGUUGAUUGUGACACAAAUGGUGUGGACCAGGGUUGUGAAGGUGGUUUUAUGGAUGAUGCUUUCAAAUUCAUUAUUAAAAAUCAUGGACUCAACACAGAAGCCAAUUACCCCUACAAGGGUGUUGAUGGAAAAUGCAAUGCAAAGGCAGAAGCCAUCGAUUCUGCAACCAUUACUGGCUACGAAGAUGUCCCUGUUAACAAUGAGAACGCCCUUCAGAAAGCGGUUGCCCAUCAACCAGUUUCUGUAGCCAUUGAUUCCAGUGGCUUUGACUUUCAAUUUUACAUGAGUGGUGUCUUCACUGGUUAUUGUGGAACUGAACCAGAUCAUGGUGUGACUGCUGUGGGAUAUGGCGUUAGUGAUGAUGGGAGCAGGUAUUGGUUAGUUAAGAACUCAUGGGGAACAGAGUGGGGUGAAGAAGGCUACAUUAGGAUCCAAAGAGGUGUGGCUGCUCAAGAAGGACUAUGUGGCAUAGCUAUGACGGCAUCUUAUCCUACUGCAUAAUUAUAAAAUUUGUACAUUAUUUCUAAACUGUGUUCUUUUGUGUAUAACAGUCUAUUCUCUUACUAUUUGGACAUAUAACCAAUGAUGAAAUGAAAAUUUUGUCUUGUGAUUAAAUGUUUCGGGUGUGAGAUAAAAGUCAAUGGUCCAAUAUCAUAUGUGUUGUCAGUAGUAUGAAUGCUCGUCCUUACGUUACCAAUCCUCCUUGUUGUUUG